AUAUGUGGUUCCUCCCAUUCCUGGCGCUGGUGGCAGCGAUCUUUUCCCUGGGCCUGGUGCUGGAGUUUACCCAACCAGAGGCGAACCAGGAGGUGGGAGCAUGCUUAUAGGGCCUAGUGACCCUCGCUUUUUUGGUGGAAUGGGUGGGGAUCCUCGUUUACCUGGAGGACUGCCGGGUGUUCCACCAGGUGCUCGUUUUGAUCCGUAUGGACCACCAGAUGUUCCUGGCUUUGAGCCAGGUCGUUUUAUCAGGGACCCGAGGAGGCCGGGAGGUGGAAGGCCUCAUCCAGAUCUGCCACAUUUUGGUGGAGAUUCGGACUUCAUAUAGGAGUUAUGACUUUUCUGUUGUGACAGACAACUUUGGUGUUCUUUUUUUUUUGGUCGAAUUCUUCUUUCUCACUGUUUUUGUUUUCCUAAUCUUGUAUAUUGUGGAUUUAGUAUGCCUGAUUGGUCAACGAUGUGUAUAUAAGUCUUGCCAGCUUUAUCUACGUUACAAUUUGGCCAAGAUUCUUGUUAUUUGGUUUUGUUCAUAUUCUCACUGCUUUUCGUGGUGUUGUGACAUUCCUUUUUGUCAA
Nicotiana tabacum (common tobacco) is the source of this 575-nucleotide messenger RNA. Lineage: Eukaryota; Viridiplantae; Streptophyta; Magnoliopsida; Solanales; Solanaceae. The record is from RefSeq and is a predicted model, not a curated record.